CUAUAGCUCUUAAGUUGACUGAGGGACAGAAUUUCCUUGCUGGUCUAUUUCCAGAUUUUCUUCUCCUUUGUCAUCUCCACUGCUGUUAGAACACUCUUUCUAAAACACAGAUUUGUUCUCUUAAUCUUCGGUUUAAAAUGCAGCCCUAGACCUCCAUUCCAGGAUCCCCACAGGGUCCUCCCUGUCCUCUCACCCAGUAGAUGCUCUACAAAUGCGGACCGUGACUGAGGACAAAAGACCACAUCUCAGGAAUUCUUUCUAUACCGAUGAUAACCAGAAAUUAAGGUUUCAAACUAAGCUGUCUUUUUAUUAUUUAUUUGAUUAAUUUUAAAAAAGAUUUUAUUUUAUUUAUUUGAUAGAGAGAUCACAGGUAGACAGAGAGGCAGGCAGAGAGAGAGGGGGAAGCAGGCUCCCUGCCGAGCAGAGAGCCCAAUGCCGGCCUCGAUCCCAGGACCCUGAGAUCAUGACCUGAGCCGAAAGCAGAGGCUUAACCCACUGAGGCACCCAGGCGCCCUAAGCUGUCUUUUUAGUGGUCUGGAAAUAGGGAACAAAAACUGAGAUUUUAUUCACCUUUGGAAUGUCACUAGUGAGUGCCUUUUGUUUUAUUUAAAUUUAAUAUUUCUGUUUUUAUUAAAUCAGUAUUAAAAUGUAAUUAUAUCUACAGUGCAACCUCUAGUUCCUCUUUCAGUAUUUACAUGCUCAUCACUAACAAAGACAGUGGGGUCAACCGUAACUAAUUAUGAUGUUAGCAAAAAGCCAAACACAUGUGUUUUGUGUUUUGUGUUUUUUAGAAUGGAAACUAUUUGUUUUUACCAAAUUGAAAGAGCAUUCCUAGUUCAAAGAACACAUGGCAAUACUAUCUUUGUGGCCCCCUUACUCCUGUGCUGCUUUGUCUCACUUCCUGGCAGAGACAUUGUGGUUGAGUGUUUGCAGGGUAAUCCUAGAUAUUUUUUAUGAGCAUUUGUGUGUACUAGAUUUGCCAGUUGGACAGGGCUGCUGAACUGAUUGCAUCCCAUACUACCCCCCCACCCCACUGCCAACCUCUAGGAGCAAGUGUUCUUACCACUUUUACAGAUGAGGAAAACAGAAGUGACUUGCUCAAGGUCACAUCACUAGUUAAUGGGAGCAUCGGGGUUCAGCCCAGGUCUGUCUGGCCCCAAACACAUGCUCUAACUAGUCAUGUAAUGCUGUCGAAACACUCCUCAGUUUGCUGCUUUUAAUGAAAACAGGUUGAUCUUUUGUCUUUAGCUUCUGGCAUGAAAUUAGCUUUCUAGAUGUAGGAAUGUCGUGUGGCUGGUUGGACCACGUGAAAGCACAGUUGAUAGAAGUUGGGAUGUGGCGGGGAAGGUGGGGCCGUUGGAUUCUCAUCUGACAAGGAAAACUUCGUAGACGUUGUGUGUGUUUGCACCCGGAGAACUGCAGAGCCAACAGCGUUGUGCAGUUAUAUCAGGAGUCCAUACAAGAGCUGAAAGUGAUGGUGAAGUGUUUGGCUGGCCAAGGGGCAGAGCCUUCCUGAUGUCACUCUGGUUCUAGAAGGAAAGAAUUUGGAGCCUCUCUGCUCCCUGUUUUGAUUACAUUUGCCUAGCAUGCUCAGUGCUCUUUCCUUCAAGUGCUUCAUUGGGUUAGACACAGCAUGAUCUCAAAAGGACAGCCUCCUCAUGUCCCUUCAUCAAGCUAGGAACAGAAUUCGUGACUGGUUCUGUUCUACUAAUUAAAAAAAAUUUUCCAAGGGAUCCAUAACUUUAAAAAUCAGAGAAUAAAAGGACUUCUGACAGAAAGUUCUAGCCUUCCUCAUACUCCUUUUCUUCCUCUAAACUGAAUGUUUAUCCCUUUGCUUGCCCCGCCAAUUCACAUGUUGAAACCCAGUUCCCGAUGUGAUGGUAUUUGGAGGUGCUUAGUUCAUGAAGGUAGAGCCCUCAUACAAGGGAUCAGUGCCCUUAUAAAAGACACCCCACAGAGCUCCCUGGCCCCUUCAGCCACAUGAGGACACAUUGAGAAGACAGCCAUCUGUGAACUGGGAAGCAGGCUUUCACCAGAUGCUGAGUCUGUGCACCUUGAUCAUGGACUUCCAGUCUCUAGAACUGUGAGAAGUGUUGUUUAUAACCCCCACACCCCCCACCCAUGUAUGGUAUUUUGUUACAGCAGCAGGAGCAGACGAAGACCCCAUUCCCCUCAGUUGCAGCCGCAUUAAUUCUUCCCAUGACUUCUCUUUUCGUUACUCUGGCAGUUACUGUUGAAUUUCUAAAGAAUAGUGCUCGUCCAUUUAGACUUCUAUUAGCUUUAUGCUGUUGGAUGCGGGCGUAGCUCCCUUAAACUAGCUCCUCCAUCUUCUUUCUCCCUCAUUCAUGUAGUUAUACACUAUUUUAAAUUCCUGUAUUGGUUAUCUUUUUAACUUAAAAAAUUAUUGGAAUUCUCAGACUCCCAAGACAUUUGCUCAAAAGACAUGAAGUGUUAUUUUACUGUUUAUAGUAGUCCGCUUGGGCUGCCAUAACAAAAUAACACAGAUUGGGUGGUUUAAACAACAGAAAUGGUUGGGUUUUUUGUUUUCGGUUUUAGUUUUGGUUUUGGUUUUGUUUUGUUUUUACAGUUCUGAGGGCUAAGAAUCCAAGGUCAAGGUACCAGCAUGGCUGAUUUCUGGUGAGGACUCUUCCUGGCAUAUAUAAGGCUGCCUUCUCCCUGUGUCCUCCCAUAGCCUUUCCUCUUGUUUAUGCUGAGAAACAGAGAUUUUUCUGGUGACUCCUCUUAAGAAUUCACCUGUCACAUUGGAGCCUUAGCUGGCUGACCAUCUCAUUUAACCCUAGUUACCUCCCUGAAGGCCCAAACUCCAGUUAUAGUUCCAUUGGGGUUAGGACUUCAGCGUGUGAAUUUGGAGGUGAGAGUGGGGUGCUGAGGUACAAGUCAGUCUAUAACACUAUUUUAAUUUGCAUUUUCCUAAUUACCAGGGAAAUUGAACAUCUUUUUGUAAUGGGGGUGAUUCAACUUUCCUCUUUGUAAAUUGCUUGUCGUAUCUUCUGCACAAUGAGGACAGAGUAUCUUACUGAUUUCUAGCAUCUUUUUAUGUAAUCUGGAUACUCAGUAUACAUUGCACAAAUCUCCCAUUCUCUCACCUGCUGUGUUAGUUUCCUAUUGCUGCUCUAACAAGUUACCACAAACUAAAUGGCCUGAAAUAACACAGAUUGUUUUGUUAAAGUUCUGGAGGUCAGAAGUCUGAAAUGGGUCUCGCUGAGCUAAAAUCAAGAUGUCAGAAGGGCUGCGUUCCUUUCUGGAGCUUCUAGGGAGAAUGUACCAGACAGAGAACCGGUUCUGAACUCAGAACCCAUGCAAGGAAGAAGAUGGGAGUGAAACAUUUAAAGUAUUGGAAGAAAAACCCACCAACCUAGAAUUCUGCAUCCUGUGAAAUUACCCUCCAAAAGAGAAGAAAUGAAGACUUUCUCAGACAAACCAAAACUGAGGGAAUUUGUUGCUAGUGGAUCUGCCUUGCAAGAAACUAAAAAAAGUUGUUCCUAGAGAAAGAAAAUUAGAUGUUCAGAAACUUUGAUCUACAUAAAGAAAGGAAGAGCAUCAGAGAAUGAAUACAUGAUGGCAUUUUAGAGACAUGCUUGGAAAAAGACCAUUCUUGGGAGACAUGAGGGAAAUGGGCUGUCAGUGAGACGACAAGAUGAAGAGACUUGAAUGAGGAUAUGGCAAAAAAAGUGGUCGUAGUAAAAAAUGGAGGGAAAUGCUGAAGCUGCCCCCUGUCAGCCAGUGCAGCAAGCUUAGACAUUUCAUUGAAAAGGAUUAUAGCAGUCUUUGUGACAAGCAACCAAUAGGAAGACUUCUCUUCAGGCAAUUCUGUGAUAUACAGCAAGAUCUAAAGGGAUGCAUUGAAUUCCUGGAUGCAGUGGCAGAAUACGAAGUGGCCGCCGACGAGGACCGCAGAAGCUGUGGACUGCAAAUCCUACACAUGUUCUUCGAUGCCGAGGCGGCAACCCCUUUACCAGAAAUACCUGCCCGUGUUUUGAGAGAAUGUCGGUUGAGACUGAAGCAGAACCCCGGCAAGGACGUCUUUGAGGAAUGCACAAGAAUUGUCCAUAACUACUUAAGUGGAGAACCAUUUGAAGCAUACAAAGAAAGCUCAUAUUUUUCUCGAUUUCUACAGUGGAAAUGGUUGGAAAGGCAACCAGUAACAAAGGACACAUUUAGACAUUACAGAGUUCUAGGAAAAGGCGGAUUUGGUGAGGUUUGUGCCUGUCAAGUGCGAGCUACAGGAAAGAUGUAUGCAUGUAAGAAGCUAGAGAAAAAAAGAAUAAAAAGGAGGAAAGGUGAAGCCAUGGCUCUCAACGAAAAGAGAAUUCUAGAAAAAGUGAAUAGCAGAUUUGUAGUUAGUUUGUGCUACACUUACGAAACCAAAGAUUUCUUGUGCUUGGUGCUAACCAUUAUGAAUGGAGGGGACUUGAAGUUUCACAUCCACAACUUGGGAAACCCUGGCUUUGAUGAGGAGAGAGCUAUUUUCUAUGCCGCCGAGCUGUGCUGUGGCUUGGAGGAUUUGCAGAGGGAAAGAAUUGUGUACAGAGACUUAAAGCCUGAGAAUAUCCUCCUUGAUGACCGAGGGCACAUCCGGAUCUCAGACCUGGGUCUGGCCACGGAGAUCCCGGAGGGGGAGACCAUCCGAGGAAGAGUGGGGACUGUCGGCUACAUGGCUCCUGAAGUUAUCAAUAAUGAACACUAUACAUUUAGUCCUGAUUGGUGGGGACUUGGCUGUCUGAUGUAUGAAAUGAUUGAGGGACAUUCUCCAUUCAGAAAAUUCAAAGAGAAAGUCAAGCGAGAGGAGGUGGACCGAAGAGUGAGGAAGGACACGGAGCAGUAUUCGGAGAAGUUUUCGGAGGAUGCCAAGUCCUUCUGCAAGAUGUUACUCACCAAGAAUCCCAAACAACGGCUGGGCAGCAAGGCAGGAGCAGUGGAAGUGAAGGCUCACCCUGUGUUUAAGGACAUUAACUUCAAGAGGCUGGAAGCAAAUAUGUUAGAGCCGCCAUUCUGUCCUGAUCCGCAGGCCAUUUACUGUAAGGACGUCGUGGAUAUCGAGCAGUUCUCCACGGUGAGAGGCAUCUACCUGGACACCACUGACGACGCGUUUUACAGUCAGUUUGUUACGGGCUGUGUCUCCAUCCCCUGGCAGAACGAGAUGAUCGAAUCGGGUUGUUUUAAGGACAUCAAUGAUGUGGAGCCUGAAGAAAAUAUGGUGUUGAAUGUAGAAGAGAAAACACGAUACCCGGUUUCCAAAACUAAGAGAAGCUUCUUCUACAGACUCUUCAGGAGAGGGGGCUGCAUUAGCAGUGGCCCCAGCGAGAAGGAAGAGCUGCCCACCAGUCUGUGACCACAGCCACAGAGCCCGACCCCGUGCCGAGGAGCCCACGCUCAGCGUUCCGUUCUGUCCGGAGCCGCAAUAAAUAUGUGUCACAGCCUAACAUG
Lutra lutra (Eurasian river otter) is the source of this 5448-nucleotide messenger RNA. RefSeq names its product G protein-coupled receptor kinase 4 (gene GRK4). NCBI's taxonomy places the organism in Eukaryota, Metazoa, Chordata, Mammalia, Carnivora, Mustelidae. Gene Ontology annotation, cellular component: cytoplasm. The record is from RefSeq and is a predicted model, not a curated record. Gene Ontology annotation, biological process: regulation of signal transduction; signal transduction; protein phosphorylation. The transcript has 18 exons. Bases 3719 to 5353 code for a protein of 544 amino acids. Gene Ontology annotation, molecular function: ATP binding; G protein-coupled receptor kinase activity.